Messenger RNA from Apis cerana (Asiatic honeybee), 2988 nucleotides. RefSeq names its product methyl farnesoate epoxidase. NCBI's taxonomy places the organism in Eukaryota, Metazoa, Arthropoda, Insecta, Hymenoptera, Apidae. Gene Ontology annotation, cellular component: cytoplasm; intracellular membrane-bounded organelle. Gene Ontology annotation, molecular function: heme binding; oxidoreductase activity, acting on paired donors, with incorporation or reduction of molecular oxygen, reduced flavin or flavoprotein as one donor, and incorporation of one atom of oxygen; iron ion binding. Gene Ontology annotation, biological process: xenobiotic metabolic process. The record is from RefSeq and is a predicted model, not a curated record.
UAUCACAGAGUACCGCCAGAAUUAUUUUGGUUACCAUGCAUAUAUGCUUGGUGUAGUAAUCGCAUUCGAAGGUUUAAACUAAAGUAUCAGUCAUUUCAAGAUGUUCUACGUGGUUAUUUCUCUUCUCCUUGUACUGUAUUGUAUCUUUUGCAUUUACGAUUGUGUCAAACCGCAUAAUUUUCCACCUGGUCCAAAAUGGUUGCCGCUAAUCGGUUGUUUUCUUACGUUUCGACGAUUGAAACUGAAGCAUAAAUACGCUUAUGUGGCUUUUCAAGAAUUGUCGAAGACUUAUGGGCCGAUUCUGGGUUUGAAAUUAGGAAGUCAGAAAGUCGUUGUAAUUUCGACGUACGAUCUAGUAAAGAAAGUUCUUCUUCAAGACGAAUUCAACGGCAGACCGGAUGGAUUCUUUUUCAGAGUCCGUGCUUUUGGAAAGAGAAAAGGUAUUUUAUUUACGGAAGGAUCAAUGUGGUCACAGUGUCGUCGUUUUACGAUGCGUCAUCUCAGAUCUUUUGGCCUGGGUCAGUCAAUUAUGGAAAAAUAUUUAACCGUGGAAGCUGAAAAUCUUGUGAAUUAUCUUCGUCGUGUUAGUACCAAGGGCCCUGUACCAAUGCACACAGCCUUUGACAUUGCAGUUUUGAAUUCUCUCUGGUGUAUGUUUGCUGGUCAUAAAUUUGACUAUGAAAAUGAAAAAUUGGUAGAAAUUCUUGAAACUGUUCACGAUUCUUUCAGAUUGCUGGAUACAAUGGGCGGUAUUAUCUCACAAAUGCCAUUUCUACGUUUCGUAAUACCAGAAUUAUCCGGUUACAACAAUUUAAUGAAAAUACUUCGAAAACUUUGGAAUUUCUUAGAUGAAGAAAUCAAUAACCACGAAAAACAUUUAUCUGGAAAUCAACCGCAAGAUUUGAUUGAAGCUUUUCUUUUAGAAAUUUCAUCAAGAAAUGGCGUACAAAAUGACUCUAUUUUUGAUAGAGAAAACUUAUUGAUUCUAUGCCUGGACCUCUUCUUAGCCGGUUCAAAAACUACAACAGAUACUUUAUCGACUAGUUUUCUGUAUUUAUCUUUACAUUCUGAAUGGAUUAAGAUACUCCAGGAAGAACUGGAUAACGUGGUGGGCAGAUCACGAUCUCCUACAUUGGAGGAUUAUUCAUCGUUACCUAUUAUGGAAUCAUUUCUUGCGGAGAUACAAAGAUUUUUGAUUUUGGCACCACUUGGAGUACCUCAUAAGACUACAAAAGAUGUAAUUUUGAACGGAUAUAGUAUACCCAAGGAUACUAUAGUUCUUUUGGAUUUCCAUAGCGCGCAUAACGAUCGUGCUUAUUGGGAUCAUCCAGAAGAAUUUCGACCACAACGAUUUCUCGAUGCGAAUGGCCGAUUUUGUCAAAAUAAUGCCAAUAUACCAUUUGGUUUAGGUAAAAGACGUUGUCCGGGUGAAAUGUUGGCUCGGACAUCCUUAUUUUUAUACUUUGCCUACGUUAUACAUUACUUCGAUAUCGAAAUUUCACCAGAACAUGGCAAGCCAGAUCUAAAUGGACACGACGGUUUUACUAUAUCACCGAAAUCUUAUUACUUGAAAAUCACGGCAAGAUCUGAUGUAACAAAUUGCUCCACUAUAUAAAUAUUAUAAAUAACAUAAGAGAAUAAAAUUUUAAAUAUAAUACAUUAAAAAAAAAAUUACAUAUGCAAAUUAGCUUCCGUGUAUUCCGUGUAUCAGAGUGAAUGAUUUAUAAUGCAUAUGAUAAUUAAAAUGUCAUGUUUUUCCAAGAUAAUAAUUUAAAAUAAUUUAAUUUAAUACAAAAAUUGAAACAUAUCGUAUAUUUUACAGAAUAAUAAUUUUUAAUAAUUUUUAAGACAUGAUUAAAUUAUAUCAUUAUCAGGCUCUUAAUAAUAUUUUUUUUAAAAAUUUAAUUUAAUAAAUGAUUGCGAUAUUUAUUUUCUGAAUGUAUAUUAGAUAGAUGCAUAUAUUACACUCGAAGCGAAACGAUAUUACAAUAAGAUUACAUCUAUUUGUUGAUCUAAAGAAAUAAAAUUAUCUGAUUAAUCUCUCUUCGCAUAUUAGAAAUAAUCGAGGAAUUAUUAUAUUUUAAAUAAAUAUAAGAUAAUAAAUUUUUAUUUAUAUAAAAAAUAUUUGUAUAAUAUAAUGUAAAAGUUUAUUACAUCGUACAAUAUAUUUAUUGAUCUUGCAAAGUCUAUUUUUUAACAAUAAAGAAUAUUUGAUACGUUGAAAUGUUGAAACCCGGUAUAAAAGGAGUGAAUCUCCACGUGCACAAGUGAAGGUACAUUUGGACUUCUGUGAAACGCGCUGAUUUCGUCGAACACGUAAAACGACGCUUAAAGCAACUUUCAUGCGGUAGAAACAAUAAACAAUAUUCGAAAGAAAAAUUUGUUGAAAUCAAAUAAACUUGUUUCUAUCUAUGGGUGAAGCUACUUCAAACCGAAAAACGUCAUAUUUUACAUGCAUUAUAAUAUUUUUAUCAUUAUUUAUCACAAUUUGUCAUUAGAACAAUCUAAUUUAAAUAAAAAUUAUAUAUAUAAGUUGGAUAUUACAAACAAGCAUGAAAUAAUAAUAAAUAAUAAUUUUAUUUUUAUUUUUAUUAUUUUAAUUUUAUUAUUUUUUCUAUAGUAAGCAAUUAACAUUUUUUUAUUUAUUAUAAAUAAAAUUUAUAUUUUUUUAUCUUUUUUUUUUAAAUUCAAUAUAAUAUUUCGUAUUUUUUAUUUUAAUUUAUUUUAAUAUAAAGGAUAAGUUUUUUUUCGAGAUAACUUUUAAAAAUAUAUUCAUGGAAGUGAAAAUAUAAAAAUCUCAAAAAUUAUAUUCGUUUUUCAACUAAUACAUUAUAAGAUUGUGGCGUCAAUGUGAUACCACUAUUAAUUUCUACAGAGUAUGGUCCUUUACCAGGAACUGGCAGUAGUGUAUAUUUCUGCAUUAUACCAACAAAUAAAAUAAAUAUCGUAGCUUUUGCCAAUACAUCACCUGGACAUCGUCUUUUUCCU